AUGAAACUGAGUGUGGGGAUAUUUUUUGGAGGCUUCUUUGCAGCUCUGGGGGUUUUGCUUUUUUUGGUGGCAUUUGGAACUGAUUAUUGGCUUCUUGCUACAGAAAUAGGAAGGUGUUCGAAAGUGCCCGAAGAUGCUGGGGGAGAGAAAGCCACUUUCCAUCAUGAAGGUUUCUUCUGGAGGUGCUGGUUCAGUGGAAACGUAGGAGAGAAUAAUGCUAGCAUGUGGAAUUUCUGGUACACUAACCAGUCACCUUCUAAGAACUGUACACAUGCUUACCUGUCACCAUUUCCCCUUAUCCGAGAUGAACACAAUUCAACCUCCUAUGACUCUGCAAUCAUUUAUCGAGGUUUCUGGACAGUUCUUAUGCUCCUGGGAGUGCUCAGUGUUGUGAUGGCUAGUUUCUUCAUCAUCUGUGCAGCUCCUUUUGCCAGCCACAUUCUGUACAAAGCAGGAGGAGGCUUCUUCAUCAUUGCUGGUGUCUUGUUUUCGCUGGUAGUCGUGAUGUAUGUCAUCUGGGUCCAGGCGAUGGCGGAUCUGGAAAACUACACAAACAUGAAAAAAAUGGAUUGCCCAGACUUUGCUGUUUACGUACGAUAUGGCUGGUCUUUUAUGCUGGCACUCAGACUAGUCAUGCACUGCCGAAGGGAAUACAGGAAUCCUAGUGAAACUUCAUGA
Egretta garzetta (little egret) is the source of this 678-nucleotide messenger RNA. It is a transcript of the gene TMEM182, whose product is annotated as transmembrane protein 182. NCBI's taxonomy places the organism in Eukaryota, Metazoa, Chordata, Aves, Pelecaniformes, Ardeidae. Bases 1 to 678 code for a protein of 225 amino acids. Gene Ontology annotation, cellular component: membrane. The record is from RefSeq and is a predicted model, not a curated record. The transcript has 5 exons.